AUGGGUGUCCUUGAACAGCUCUCCCGCAAGUCCGGUGUCAUCGUUGGUGAUGACGUUCUCCGUCUCUUCAACUACGCUAAGGAGAAGGGCUUUGCUAUCCCCGCCAUUAACGUGACUUCCUCCUCCACCGUCGUCUCUUGCCUUGAGGCUGCUCGCGACCAGAAGUGCCCCAUCGUCCUCCAGGUCUCCCAGGGUGGUGCUGCCUACUUCGCUGGCAAGGGUGUCAGCAACGAUGGCCAGAAGGCCUCCAUUGCCGGUGGUAUCGCCGCUGCCCACUACAUCCGCAGCAUUGCUCCCACCUACGGCGUUCCCGUCGUCCUCCACACCGACCACUGCGCCAAGAAGCUUCUUCCCUGGCUCGAUGGUCUCCUCGACGCGGAUGAGGAGUACUUCAAGCUCCACCAGGAGCCCCUCUUCUCCAGCCACAUGAUUGACCUGUCUGAGGAGCCCGUCGACUACAACAUCCAGACCACCGCCGCUUACCUCAAGCGUGCUGCCCCCAUGAAGCAGUGGCUCGAGAUGGAAAUCGGUAUCACCGGUGGUGAGGAGGAUGGUGUCAACAACGAGGAUGUUGACAACAACUCCCUGUACACUCAGCCCGAGGACAUCCUUGCCAUCCACAACGCCCUUGCUCCCAUCAGCCCCUACUUCUCCAUUGCCGCUGGUUUCGGUAAUGUGCACGGUGUCUACAAGCCCGGCAACGUCCGUCUCCACCCCGAGCUUCUCCAGAAGCACCAGGCCUACGUCAAGGAGAAGACCAACUCCUCCUCUGACAAGCCCGUCUUCUUUGUCUUCCACGGUGGCUCCGGCUCUUCCAAGGAGGAGUACAAGGAGGCUAUCAGCUACGGUGUUGUCAAGGUCAACCUUGACACUGACAUGCAGUUCGCCUACAUGUCCGGUAUCCGUGACUACAUGCUCAACAAGAAGGACUACCUCCUGACCGCUGUCGGUAACCCCGACGGUGAGGACAAGCCCAACAAGAAGUUCUUCGACCCCCGCGUCUGGGUUCGUGAGGGUGAGAAGACCAUGUCCAAGCGUGUCCAGGUUGCUCUGGAGGACUUCAACACUGCUGGCCAGCUGUAA
This is a messenger RNA of Aspergillus tubingensis, 1083 nucleotides long. RefSeq names its product fructose-bisphosphate aldolase FBA1. The coding region runs from base 1 to 1083 and encodes 360 amino acids. The transcript has 4 exons. The record is from RefSeq and is a predicted model, not a curated record. Gene Ontology annotation, biological process: glycolytic process; gluconeogenesis. Gene Ontology annotation, molecular function: fructose-bisphosphate aldolase activity; zinc ion binding. Gene Ontology annotation, cellular component: cytosol. NCBI's taxonomy places the organism in Eukaryota, Fungi, Ascomycota, Eurotiomycetes, Eurotiales, Aspergillaceae.